This is a messenger RNA of Suncus etruscus (white-toothed pygmy shrew), 2035 nucleotides long. RefSeq names its product ankyrin repeat domain 55 (gene ANKRD55). The transcript is spliced from 10 exons. Gene Ontology annotation, molecular function: protein binding. Bases 31 to 1776 code for a protein of 581 amino acids. The record is from RefSeq and is a predicted model, not a curated record. Lineage: Eukaryota; Metazoa; Chordata; Mammalia; Eulipotyphla; Soricidae.
GGUGAUUCAUCCGAGGAAGUGGACCUGACCAUGGUGUAUCAGGCAGCCUCUAAUGGAGAUGUCAAUGCUCUGACUUCAGUGAUUCGAGAAGAUCCUUCCAUUCUAGAAUGCUGUGACAGUGAAGGAUGCACGCCACUGAUGCAUGCAGUUUCUGGACGUCAAGUGGACACAGUCAAGUUGCUGUUGAAGAUGGGGGCUAACAUUAACAUGCAGGAUGCUUAUGGGCGCACCAGUUUAUGCCUGGCAACCUAUCUGGGUUGGCUGGAAGGCUGUGUAAGUCUGCUCAGAAAUGGAGCCAAACACAACAUCCCAGAUAAAAAUGGUCGCUUACCACUCCAUGCUGCCACUGCUGAGCCUGAUGUGAGGCUCCUAACAGUCUUAGUGCAACAGUCAAAUCUCAGUGAGAUUAAUCACCAGGACAAUGAGGGAAUGACACCACUACACUGGGCAGCUUUCCACAACCAACCUCAACACACACAAAUGCUGCUGAAGAAAGGAGCAGAUCCUACCCUUGUGGAUAAAGACUUUAAAACAGCUCUCCACUGGGCAGUCCAGAGCGGAAAUCGAAUUCUGUGUUCCAUCAUUCUGAACCAUCACCAGGGUCCGUCCAUCAUCAACUAUGACGAUGAGAGUGGCAAGACCUGUGUGCACAUCGCUGCUGCUGCUGGUUUCAGCGACAUCAUUAAGGAACUGGCAAGGGUCCCAGAGUGUAACCUGCAGGCUCUGGAUGUAGAUGACAGGACCCCUCUGCACUGGGCUGCAGCUGCAGGGAAGGCCGACUGUGUGCAAUCGCUGCUGGAGCUGGGCAUGGACAGCAACUUGCGGGACAUCAACGAGAGCACGCCUCUGGCCUAUGCCCUGUACUGUGGCCACACAGCCUGUGUCAGACUUCUCUCCCAGGAAAGCAGAACAGAACCAGCUGAACCCAUUCCUUCCCAGAACACUAGACCCCAAAAGAAGGAAGGGCGAUUUAGCAUGCUCAACCAGAUCUUCAGCAAGACCAAGCAGACAGCCUCCCAGAAGGAACCUAGUGGGGACCCCACUAGAGAGGAAGACCCCUCAGAAGUCGAUGACAUCAUCACUUCCUUUGACAGCAUCGUGGACACCAACUGCCAGAAACAGCCUGGUGAGCAGUUGGGUAUGGUCAACUUUAAGAAGAGGAGCACAGAGAAUAUGAAAUAUCUCUUGCCAGAAAAGAAGCCUCUGGUCCACAAGGGGCUUCCACCAAUCAGAACGCAGAGUCUCCCUCCCAUCACCCUGGGCAAUAACUUUCUGACAGCCACCCCAGGGACCACAUCCCAAGCUGGCCUGAGUUCCUCUAUUCAUCACAGUUCCCAGAGAUCUCAUAAAAGUCGCAGUGAACAGGAUUUAUUAAAUAACAGAACUGGCUGCCAGGUGCUACUGGAUAACCCUGGGAGGGGUGAUUCUCACCAAAUGUUCUACAAAGCAUGGACCGUGUCUUCAUCUGAUAAGCUCCUAGAUAGACUUCUUACCAGCACAAAGGGCCACCAGCAGGUUUCAGGGCUGCCAUCUCUUCCUCAUCUGCACAAUCCUUUAUCAGGACACCAUUUUCAGCAUUUCUCCCCGAACAGACCCAAAAUCAGGGAUCUUCCUUCCAGUCGGAACAACUUAUCUCCCUUACCAGACCAAAAAUUUUUGUCAGGAGAACCUCUGAGGACAAACCGAGUGCUUCCUGCUAUUCCAAGCCAACGGGGACACAGCACAGGAGUUGAAGAAAGUGAAAACCUUGCCAGUUCUGUCAAUGAUGAAAAUUAGCUAUGGGUUGCAGACUGCAGAAAUAGAGAUUAUAUGUUUCAAUUGGCAAAGAAUGAGAUUAUUACUCUAGUCUGUAAGAACAAAGACUAAUUCAGAAAACUGCAUUCUAUAAGCCAUUCACGUUUUUAUAAAUAAAAAUCCUUAUUCAAAAUAAAGGUGUUUCCAAAUAAGCACUUAGAAUCUUUGAUUGUACAUACAAUAUGUCAAUGAGUUUCUGUAACCUCAAUUCAAGAUACCAAAUUUAAUUAAAAUAUAUUGU